AUGGCGAAUUCUCAACGGCGAUGGUCGGCGAACCUGCCGGUCGCAAGGUUAGGUUCAGCCCCGGCCAAAGAACCCGCCAGGGCUGCCGAACCCACGAGUGCGGUCGACAGCUCGUCCGGAUGGACAAAGAUCGGCCGCGCGGGCAAGCCGGCAGCAAAAGCAAAGAGAGGUGCCAAGACACCCGCCCCAGGCUCCACUCCAAAGGGGGUUGCUAAGGCACCCGCACCAGCCCCUGCUUCAAAGGGGGGACAACCCCCCAAGAACGGAGCCAGAAAAGGGGGAAAUCCCCCAGCAAAGGGCACCGGCGGGAAGGGCACGCCUAAGGCCCAACCCGCCAAGCCCAGGAGAAUCCGAAUCCCACCAAACACGCGGCCGUACUUAUUAAUGCGGCCCCGCCAAGGGGGAGGAGAGAAGGCCGUGGCCCUAAGGGAGGCGAUUGUCGGGGUACGCCCCAACAUAAAGCUUGCCGAGCUUGGCAUCGCCUCCCUCAAACCAAAGAAGGCCGCCGGAGGGGACAUACUUUUCGAAGUCCCCGGGGAGUAG
Camponotus floridanus (Florida carpenter ant) is the source of this 543-nucleotide messenger RNA. RefSeq names its product translation initiation factor IF-2-like. Bases 1 to 543 code for a protein of 180 amino acids. The record is from RefSeq and is a predicted model, not a curated record. The transcript has a single exon. Lineage: Eukaryota; Metazoa; Arthropoda; Insecta; Hymenoptera; Formicidae.